AUGAAGGAUCAAAUUGGCAUUUUUCUAGUGAAAAAAGAAUCAAACAACCCAACAUUUUCAUUUUUAUUAAUUUUUUUCAUAAUCAAAUUAUCAAUCCAACUAAUAAAAAAAAUGGCAGAAUUAACUUCAGGGUCUCUAGUAAAAUUUCUUCAAGAAAUGCAUGUAGAUGAGAGAGAAAGGACCCAAUUGCAAGAAAAUAAUAAAUCAGUAUUAUUACAAAUUAGAGGCAUAAUUCCAGUGCUAAGAAAAGAUGAUCAUCUUUGGCCAAGUCAAGGUUUUUUCUUAAGAGUUUCAGAUUUAUCUCAUGCAAUUUAUGUUUCUUUGCCUCAAGAACAAGAUGAUUUAAUUUUGUGUGAUAAAUUGCAAAUUGGGCAAUUUUUAUAUGUGGAGAAAUUAGAAGCUGCUUAUCCUGUUCCUAUGCUCAAAGGUAUUAGCCCUAUUUCUGGUAGAAAUCCAUGUCUUGGAAACCCUAAAGAUCUUAUUCCCAUGCAAAAUUUGGAGAAAUUUCUUGGUAUUUCGAAAUUGGAAUCCGUUAACGAAGAGUGUGAUUACGAUGGAAUAAAAACUCGAACCGAAAUGGCUCGAUCUUUAUCCGAUUCGAGUCCAAUUAGGUCAAAUGAUCAUAUGAUUAAAGAGAAACAAAGGGAAAAGUCUCUUUACGUAAUAACUACUUCAUGUCCUGACGAGGGGAUCGUUAAGACAAAAGCAGCAACGGAUUCAGAAAUUUUUCAAAAGGUUCGUUCAUGGACAAAAGGAUUGAUCUCAAUAAAAGAAGAAGAUGUGAUAAAAGAUGACAAGAAGCAAAUCGAAAAAGAUGACAAUGUGAAGAAGAAACCAAUCGAAAAGGCGAGCAUUUCGAGAUCAGGAAGCUUGAAUGAUAGUCUAGGUAGAAGAAUUAAUUCAUCAAUUUAUAAGCCUCCGAAGAUCCGGAAUGAUUCCGAAAGUUACUACAAGGGGCUUCGGAAACAAAAACCGAGAAGUUACAAGGAUAGUGAUACGGAAAGUACAAUCUCGGUUACUUCUACAUCGUCAAGGUUCAAGAGAAGAAGCUGGAACGGAAAGGAAGCUGCAAGGAUUGUCGAAAUUUCGGACAAGCAUGUUACUGUUUCUUCAGCUAAAAAUGACAGCUCUGAUGAUAAUUCAACAAAAAUAAUUGUCCCCGGCGUAACUACGAAAUCAACCGUAAUUCCGAGCAAGAAUAGCACUCCGGCAGUAGCAAAAACAGACGACGAAGCUACGGAUCCAAGAGAUACUUUAAGUUUAAUAAAUAACCAAAUCCUGACAGAUACUAAUGUAUCAUGGGAUUUACUCCCUUCAUCUUUGGUGAAGCUUGGCCAGGAAGUAUUAAUACAAAGAGACAUUGCUUUGCUUGCUUCUGUUGAAGCUUUACUAGAUGCUUCUGCUUCUCAGAGAUUGCUCAAAUGCCUAAGCAUUUACUCGGACAUUCUUUCGGACAAGGAGGAUCAACACCAAGCAUCAAUUGAAAGAUUUUUGAGUCUUGAAAAUAACUUGGAACAGACCAAAUUAAUUUUUCAAUCUCUUGUUCAUGGGGGAGAUCAUUCAAGCACACUUCAAUGUGUUAGUGAAGAACUAAGACUUGCAUUGGACAGAAAGCAAAUUGCAAUUACAUGUAUCAAAGCAGCUUUGGAAUCUGAUCUAAACCCAACUUCUUCUGAUCUUUCCAGAAUCUGCAAUGCACCGAAGGCACCAACUAAUACAAGCCAUGGAAAUAUACCAAAAGGUCCUUUAAUUCUCAGGAAGCAAAGAAGCAGCACUGAAUUGGAUUCUGAAUUGGAAAAUCACCAAGAUUGGAUUAAAGGAAAAUCUUUACCAAAAUCAAUAGAAUUAGCAAAUUCUUUAGAUAAUGAGAGUAGAAUUUGGUUUUUGAAUUAUAUUGAAGAAUACUUAGAUUUGGUUAGCAGCAAAAAUUAUUUAUCAGAAUCAGAUAAUGGCCAAUUACCUGAAACAAUGUAUAAGAUUAAGAAAAUUAGUGAUUGGUUAGAUAUGACAUGCAAAGAUAAAUCUAAAUUACAAGAAUCGGAAUUGGAUUCUUGUGGGAGAGUUAGGAAUAAAAUAUAUGAGAUAUUAAUGAAGCAUGUGGAGAGAACUACUAUGAAUGUAAUAAGUGAGUCUUGAAAAAUAAAGAAAUUUAAUUUUGUGGAUUA
Molecule: messenger RNA, 2165 nt
Organism: Mercurialis annua (annual mercury)
Lineage: Eukaryota; Viridiplantae; Streptophyta; Magnoliopsida; Malpighiales; Euphorbiaceae
Exons: 7
Coding region: 1-2136 (711 amino acids)
Source: RefSeq, a predicted model, not a curated record